This is a messenger RNA of Penicillium brasilianum, 1506 nucleotides long. Lineage: Eukaryota; Fungi; Ascomycota; Eurotiomycetes; Eurotiales; Aspergillaceae. The record is from the annotation of a GenBank genome assembly.
CGCAACCUGGUUUACUGAGCUACAUAUCCAAUGGCCCAACUCCUAUUCGCCCUUGUCAUCCUGACUUCCUUCGUGGCUACGAUCUUGGCUCAUGGAAACAAUAAUAACACCCUUGCUUGUGUUGAGUGGUGUACAGAGAAUUUCUUAUUCUCGAGCAUCCCAUGUAUAGCGCUUGCAGCAACUCGGAAGGGACCUUGUUAUACUUGUGGACCCCUUAAAACUAGUGCGAGUGAACGGCUCUGUUCUGGCACUUGCAAAGAAACCAAUACUGACAGCAGUAAUUGCGGGCGAUGUGGCACCGUUUGCCCUAUCGGAUCGACUUGCUCAUCAGGUGCCUGCAUAUGCACGAAUUCUGGCUUAUCUCCUUGUAAUGGUUCUUGUCCCGCUCUGAACUCGGACAGCAAUAACUGCGGGAGAUGUGGCAACGUUUGUCCCGCUGGAUCCACUUGCUCAUCAGGCGCCUGCGUACCAUGCUCACAGGCGCCGACCACAUUCGCCGUGGGGUCUGGUCCGUUCAGUGUCGCAGUGGGAGAUUUUAACGGAGACGGUUAUCUCGAUAUCGUCAAUACGGAUUUUCACGACAAUACAGUGAGCGUCGUACUCGGGAACGGAGAUGGGAGCUUCCAGGCUCAGACCGCAUUCGCUGUAGGGUCCGGGCCAUACGGUGUUGCAGUGGGCGAUUUCGACAGAGAUGGCCACCUCGACAUCGUGGCUACGAGUUAUGCUAGUAAUACAGUGAGAGUCUUACUCGGGAACGGAGAUGGGAGCUUCCAGGCUCAGACCACAUUCGCCGUGGGGUCUGGUCCCUAUCUUGUCGCAGUAGGUGAUUUCAACGGAGAUGGCCACCUCGAUAUCGUGGCUACGAGUUAUGCUAGUAAUACAGUGAGCGUCGUACUCGGGAACGGAGAUGGGAGCUUCCAGGCUCAGACCGCAUUCGCCGUGGGGUCUGGUCCGGUAGGUAUUGCAGUAGGCGACUUCAACGGAGAUGGCCAUCUCGAUAUCGUGACUGGAAAUCAGUCGGGCAAUACAGUGAGCGUCUUACUUGGGAACGGAGAUGGGAGCUUCCAGACGCAGGUCACAUUCGCUGUGGGGUCUAGUCCGUUCACUGUCGCAGUGGGCGACUUCAACGGGGAUGGUCACCUUGAUAUCGUGGCUGGAAAUCAGUCGGGCAAUACAGUGAGCGUCUUACUUGGGAACGGAGAUGGGAGCUUCCAGGCUCAGACCACAUUCGCCGUGGGGUCUGGUCCGGUGGGUAUUGCAGUGGGCGACUUGAAUGGAGAUGGUCACCUCGAUAUCGUGGCUGCGAAUCACGUUAGCAAUACUGUGAGCGUCUUACUUGGGAACGGAGAUGGGAGCUUCCAGGCUCAGACCACAUUCGCCGUCGGGUCUGGUCCGGAUGGUGUUGCAGUGGGGAACUUUAACGGAGAUGGUGUUCUCGAUAUCGUGGCUGCGAAUGAGUUGGGCAAUACAGUGAGCGUCUUGCUCAGCCAGCAUUGCAACGCCUAG